Molecule: messenger RNA, 1771 nt
Organism: Theobroma umbraticum
Lineage: Eukaryota; Viridiplantae; Streptophyta; Magnoliopsida; Malvales; Malvaceae
Product: myosin-M heavy protein
Source: RefSeq, a predicted model, not a curated record
UUCAGACAUGGCGCCAUCUCCCGCUUUCCCUCCCUUCACGCAAAUCUCUCUUUUAUCCAAUCUCAGAUCCCCUCACCGUUCUUGUCUACUUCUCUUCUUCGUCUCUGUUGCUUUUUCAUUUCUCGCAAGACAAUGGGGAAGCAAGGCAGAUCCAAGGCGAAGCCCGAGAAUCUCGGCAAAGGGAAAGUCACUCCGGUCCAAGUCGCAUUCAUCGUGGACCGUUACCUUUCCGAUAACAACUACCCCGGAACCCGUUCCGUUUUCAGGAACGAAGCUUCUGCUCUCAUCUCCAAGUCCCCCGUUCGAGAGGCGCCGAAGAGUUUGUUGAGUUUAGGAGCGAUGCUGGACGAGUACAUCUGUUUGAAAGAGCGGAAAGUGAUGUUGGAGCAGGAAAAGGCUCGUUUGGAGCAAGAAAAAUGCAGGGUUCAGACCCUUUUGCAGGGAAUGCAAAGUGUAAUGAACGCUUACAAUGCAAGCGCGACCGCAUCCUUGCCUACGAUCCCUCAUGCUACUGCAACAAAAUCCGUAUCUGUGGUUCCUCAAUCAGAUCCAUGCGCCGGAUCUCCUACAGCUUUAGGCCCUCCCGUGUAUGGGACACCAACUGUUAUUCCAGUAUCUGGUCCUUCUAAUUCCAGAAUGGAGCAUGAUAACUACUCUUCGCCAGUUACAAGUCAGCCAAUAACAAGAAAGAAAAGGAGCUCGGAGGCUGUCACAGAAGCCCCAGCAGCUGAAAAAAAAACUCGUAGCAAAUUAAGUUCUAGGAAAUUGACAACCCAAGGAACAGAAAAGCUUCCAGAGUCUGAGAAUGUAAUGAAUAGUCAAGUAGCUGCUCAGCUAAUUCCUGCAAAUCAAUCAUCACCACCCGAUAACACAGCCAAUAUUUCGACAAUGCAUGUAUCUAGCGUUGCAAAGUGUUUGUUCAAUCGGCCACAUCUGUCCCCUCCAACCAAUUCAUCAGGUCCUAAGACACCCCCACAAGCAGUUUCCCCUCAGAGUGAUAAAUCAAUGACUCCACUGGGUGUAUCUUCUACUGCUAAUUGCAGCCACAACAAUACCCCUCAAGAGAUCACUCCUACCAACUGCACUAUAAUUUCAACCGAGAGAGUUACAGUUAGUCCCUUAAAACAAAUGACAUGUUACACCAUUGAGAGGAACCGUUGCAUUUCUUCUUGUUCACCGGUUAGGACAAGCUUGAAGAGGCUUGGCAAGAGGGAUCAUGUAAAGGGCCGGCUGGAUUUUGAUGGUUCUGAUGCAACAGUGAAUGUGGACAAACCAAUAACCAAUGAGACUUCAACAUCUGAGUCUGAAAUGGAUGCAGAUAUCUUUGACCUGGAUUUGCCUAGUUUAGAUGCUUUUGGAGCCAAUUUCUCCUUCUCUGAACUGUUAGUGGAUCUUGAUCUUGGAUGUGAAGGAAUUGGCUAUCCUUGCCAACCAACAUUGGGUCCUUCUGCAGAUGCUCUUUCAGGGUCAUCCCAUGAAUCGGGGGAUGGCAACCUGGGGGCCCCUCAAGUCAUGUCAGAGUUUUCAUCUACUGUCACGAAAGUGUUUUCAGAGAAAGACAUGAAUGCACAAGGUCCCGACAGUGUGACUUCAGUGAAGUCUAUAACAAAAUGCGUAAAAAUAUUAAGCCCUGCUAAAGGUCGAAGGAGUUCUUCAGAGCAACAAAAUUGUUCUUCUAAGAACUGACUGGUUUUAUCAUCAAGAUGACCCUUUGGCUGACAUGUCCCAGUGCAGCACUCACUGGAAGCAAAGUUUAACAACACAAUAUUGU